GACUCAGCCUGGAGACACCUCCAAAACAUACUCGACCAAGUUGGCGUUUAAGCGGAUUUGGGCAUCUUGGCCGGAUUCUCCAGGGCACCCAGGUUAGGCUUCGUCAGAUAUCAGUGAGACUUGGUGGUGGGACGAGCCGAACAUCACUGCUCCUGACGGAUAGAGGGCCACCAUGUGUGACGAGGAAACAUGCCCACUAGUUGUUGACAAUGGCUCCGGCAUGGUCAAAGCCGGUUUUGCCGGUGACGACGCUCCCCGAUCUGUCUUCCCUUCCAUCGUCGGCCGUCCUCGUCACCAGGGUGUGAUGGUCGGUAUGGGUCAGAAGGACGCCUACGUCGGUGAUGAGGCCCAAAGCAAGAGAGGUAUCCUCAGUCUGAAAUAUCCUGUUGAGCACGGCAUCAUCACCAAUUGGGACGACAUGGAGAAAAUCUGGCAUCACACUUUCUACAACGAACUGCGUGUCGCCCCUGAGGAGUCCCCUGUCCUCCUUACUGAAGCCCCAAUGAACCCAAAAGUUAACAGGGAAAAAAUGACACAGAUCAUGUUCGAGACCUUUGGUGUUCCGACAACAUACGUUGCCAUUCAAGCCGUAUUAUCAUUAUACGCUUCCGGUCGCACCACUGGUAUUGUUCUUGAUUCGGGCGAUGGCGUGACUCACUGUGUUCCUAUCUUCGAAGGCUUUGCCUUGCCCCAUGCUAUCUUGCGUCUUGAUAUUGCUGGUCGUGACCUUACGAAUUAUUUGAUGAAAAUCCUUACUGAACGUGGUUAUUCUUUUACCACUAGUGCAGAACGCGAGAUUGUGCGAGACGUUAAGGAGAAACUAUGCUACGUUGCCCUUGAGUUUGAUGAUGAAAUGAAACAAGCUGCUGUUUCGUCAUCAUUAGAAAAAUCUUACGAACUUCCUGACGGUCAGAUUAUCACCAUUGGUAACGAACGCUUCCGCGCUCCGGAAGCGCUUUUCGUGCCAUCGCUCAUUGGUAUGGAGGCUAUUGGCAUUCAUGAGUUUGUCUACAAUUCCAUCAUGAAAUGCGACAUCGAUAUAAGAAAGGAUCUCUAUUCCAACGAAGUUUUGUCAGGUGGGACUACCAUGUACCCUGGUAUUGCUGACCGCAUGCAAAAGGAACUCACAAAUCUUGCUCCUUCUUCUAUCAAGAUUAAAAUUAUUGCUCCCCCUGAGCGCAAGUAUUCUGUCUGGAUCGGUGGUUCCAUUCUCGGCUCUCUCUCCACCUUCCAGUCUAUGUGGAUUACCAAGGAAGAGUACGACGAGUCUGGUCCCGGAAUUGUUCACCGCAAGUGUUUCUAAUUUCCAUUAUUAUAUCUAUUAUAAUAUUAUUUUUUUAUCCUAUGGGCAUCAACUGUACCAUACAGUACCAUAAACUUUAUGGUACAGUGUCGUCCAAGGAACCUUCUGCACAGGCUCUCAGGGCACAGUGUAGCUCAAGACUCUCCCUGCACAGGCUCUGAUGACACACUGGCAGUAAACAAUGUCAUUAUACAAGUCUAAUAACCACGAUGGAGGGCGCCGUGUCCAGUUUGUGGCGACCACAUUGCAUAUUAUUGGAACCAGAGCUUAACAUUUUGUCUUUCGUGUGCCAAAACUUUCCAAACCAUAUAAAUGCAGAGCCGUGCUGUUGAGUCUUCAGAUUUAUUAUUUUCUGUGAUCCAUUUAUUAUUUAGUUACUUGUAUUUAAGGUACAAUAAAUGGGUAGCGCUCCCAAUACUUUCCCUGUGGCUCUAGAGCUAAAUUAAUAAACGUUAUUUUCGUGACAA
Molecule: messenger RNA, 1770 nt
Organism: Procambarus clarkii (red swamp crayfish)
Lineage: Eukaryota; Metazoa; Arthropoda; Malacostraca; Decapoda; Cambaridae
Product: actin-57B
Source: RefSeq, a predicted model, not a curated record